AUGGAGACCAUCAACCUAGUCAUCAUCGGCUCAGGCCUCUUCGGCCUCGCCAUGGCCAAAACCUACCACCAAUUCCACCCCACCCUUUCUCUCGCCAUCUUCGACAAAGCCGAAACCAUAGGCGGCGUCUGGGCCAAAGAACGACUCUAUGACGGCCUGCGCACCAACAACCUCAAGGGCACGUACGAAUACCUCGACUACCCCAUGACACCCGAAGUCUUCGGCGUCCAGCCGGGGGAGUACAUGACGGGGCCGGUGAUGCACAAGUACCUGACGAGCUACGCCGAGGCGUUUGGGAUCAAGGAUAAGAUCCGUCUUCGGCAUACGGUGCUAGAGGCUGAGCAUCAGGGUGGGGCAGAGGGAGGGUGGGUGUUGACCGUCGAGAGUCCUGGCGGAGAGAAGAAGAUGGUGUUUGCAAGGAAGAUGGUGCUGGCGACCGGGUUGACGUCUGAGUCGUUUUUGCCGGAGUUUAAGGGCCAGGAAGACUUUGGGGCUCCGCUGUUCCACAGCAAGGAGUUAAAGAAAUACGGCGGGACGCUGGAGAGCGCGAAGGUUGUUACGGUGCUUGGGGGGACUAAGUCGGCUUGGGAUGCGGUGUAUGCGUAUGCGUCGAAGGGGAUUAAGGUUAAUUGGGUAAUUCGAGAAAGCGGACAUGGACCGGCGUGGAUGACACCGUCGUUUGUAACGCCUUUUAAGUUAUGGUUGGAGGCGUUGGUUCACACUCGGAUCUUGACGUGGUUUUCGCCUUGCAUUUGGGGAGCAGCCGACGGAUACUCGCUAAUCCGGCGAUUCUGGCACGGAACAGCCAUCGGACGGGCAAUCACCAACGCUUUCUGGUGGGCUUUGGGCAACGACGUCAAGACGAUCAACAAGUACAGUUCACACCCGGAGAUCAAGAAGCUCGAGCCAUGGGCGCCAGCGAUGUUCGUUGCCUCCAGCUUUUCCAUCCUCAACUUCCCAACAGACUUCUUCGAUCCCAUUCGCAACGGCACCGUCAGUAUCCACAUUGCCGACAUCACGAGGUUGUCACCAAAAAUGGUGCAUCUGUCCAACGGAUCCAAGCUGGCGACCGAGGCCCUGUGUUGUGUCACGGGGUGGAAGCACGUACCGCCUGUGAAGUUUCUUCCAGAGGGCAUCGAGAAGGAGCUAGGGCUGCCUCAUUCCCCGGACGGUGACGCUGAGUCUCUUUUUACGGACGAGAUGGUGGCGCGAGCAGAUGAGGAGAUUCUUUCGAGGUUUCCGCGACUCAGGAGCCAACCGGUCAUCAACAAGAGGUACAAGCCCAUGACGGAGACAGAGGGUCUGUCGACAAGCUAUGAGACCAACCCCCAGGCCCGCCUAACGCCCUGGACUCUUUAUCGGUUCAUGGUACCGCCGUCGCCUCGGUUCCUGGUAACGCGUGAUAUCGCCUUCAUCGGUUACUUCUCAAGCUUUUCCUCUGGGCUCUCCAUGUAUCCCCAGGCACUCUGGAUCUGCGCGUUUCUGGACGAUAAGCUGCCACUAAGUGUGAUGCCAUCCAGGAAAGCCAUGCUUGACGGGAAGUCGAAGCUCAAGGAAGGCAAAGUGGGCGCGAAGGAAAAGACGGUGGAGGAGAUGAGAUACGAAGGAGUCCUCCAAGCGCGAUUUGGAAAGUGGCGGUAUCCGGCGGGCCAUGGACAGCAGUUCCCCGACUUUGUGUUUGAUGCGUUGCCGUAUAUCGACUUGAUGCUUGGUGAUCUGGGAUUGAAGGUUCACCGGAAGAGGAGUUGGUUGGCGGAGAUGACGGAGCCGUAUGGACUCGAGGACUACAAGGACAUAGUGAGCGAGUAUGCGGCAAACACCUCCGGCUCCGGCUCCGGCUCCGGUUCCGGUUCCGGCUCAAGCGGCAGUAGCUCCUCCGCCUGGAAGUCCAACGCCUCCGAGAUCCGUGACGUCAGCAAAUCGUUCAGCUCCACGGCUUCGAGCUCGACCGACAGCAAGGUCAAGAGCUACGCCGCAUCGGAGACCACCCGGUGGAAUACCAUGGCCGAGAAUGCCGAUUCCAUGGCGAAGAAGUAG
Neurospora tetraspora is the source of this 2037-nucleotide messenger RNA. RefSeq lists its product as uncharacterized. The record is from RefSeq and is a predicted model, not a curated record. The transcript is spliced from 5 exons. Gene Ontology annotation, molecular function: flavin adenine dinucleotide binding; N,N-dimethylaniline monooxygenase activity; NADP binding. Bases 1 to 2037 code for a protein of 678 amino acids. Lineage: Eukaryota; Fungi; Ascomycota; Sordariomycetes; Sordariales; Sordariaceae.